CGGCGGCCGUUUAAGCCCGUACGUGGCAGUCAGAGAGCGGCGUACACAGCGGCUCCUCUCCGGUCACAGUUCCCCCAAACAGACUCUCAUCCUGAGGCGAGGACACUCCCAAAAACCACCAGAUUUGCUGUGAAGCUUGCUAUUAAACACAUCUUUUGGAAACAUGUUCACUGUGUCGGAGCUGGUGCUGCUGCUGGCCGGGCUGUGCGCCACCGCGUCCGGCUACUUCGUUAGCAUAGACGCCCAUGCCGACGAGUGCUUCUACGAGCGGGUCAACUCCGGCACCAAGAUGGGCCUCAUGUUCGAGGUGGCCGAGGGAGGCUUCCUGGACAUCGACGUGGAGAUAACAGGGCCCGAUGGUAAGCAGAUUUACAAGGGCGACAGGGAGUCCAGCGGGAAGUACUCGGUGGCAGCACACAUGGACGGAACCUACAAGUUCUGCUUCAGCAACAAGAUGUCCACCAUGACGCCCAAGAUCGUCAUGUUCACGAUUGACAUAGGAGAGGCCCCUAAAGGACAGGACAUGGAGACAGAAGCGCACCAAAACAAGCUGGAGGAGAUGAUCAACGAGCUGGCAGUUGCUAUGACGGCUGUGAAGCAUGAGCAGGAGUACAUGGAGGUUCGGGAGAGGAUACACAGAGCGAUCAACGACAACACAAACAGCAGAGUGGUGCUGUGGUCGUUCUUUGAAGCUCUCGUUCUGGUGGCAAUGACACUCGGACAGAUUUACUACCUGAAGAGAUUUUUUGAAGUACGGCGAGUGGUUUAGUGCGACGAAACGAUCCGUCCGUGUCCUCCACUGUUUUCUCCCAACACCAAGACAGUUUAUUUACACUCUGGAAACGAGACUGGCAGAUUCGAGUAAAGCCUACAUUUGAUUUGGAUCUCAGAUGUUUUGUUCUCCUGUUACCUGUUUGGUUCCUUCUUUAUAAAUGUUAUUCAUGUUUGUUUUGAACGGAUGGUCGAAAGAUUCUGGGAAAUAUGUCAGUCUUCAUUAGUUUCUUUAUCUUUGUUUGUCAGAUUUUUGUUGCCCAAUAUAGUACUAUAAUUAGUAAGCGCAAAUUAAGCCAGUCCAGUUUUGCCUGUGUGAAUGACCACGAGGCUCAUAAUUUUAUGUAAAGGCAGUCGGAUGGAAAAGACUUAGAAAUGCACAUAAACUGGGUGGGGCAUGUGUGGAGUUUCCACAGGAGAAUGCAAAGAUUUGAAUCUGACCCUUUUCAAAAUGAUAAACCUGAAAUCAGAAUGCAUUGGAAUUUUAUUUUUGGGAGAUGCAGGAGUUUUUGUUCCCAGUGUCUAAGUCAAGUCAGACAAUGUACUGAUGGAUAUGUGAUAUCUGUACAUGGUGAUUGUGCUCUCAAUCAACAAAUUGCACUCCUGAUGGAAACAUCUAAAUAUCUGAAGGAUCCACACUGCAGCUGGUCUUUUUAGGGAAACUGUACAGCUGCUUGCUCUGUCUGUUGAUUCACAGCGAUCCAUGCUGGGGAGGAGGGAGGGGGGGGCUUCGGUGGACAUCUCUUGCAGGGAAGCGUUGCGAUUCCCUUUCAUAGUUCAUUAACAGGCGAGUGGUUUCUUAGCCUAAGAAUCAGCAAGUUGAUUUAACUUUUACACUUAAAUUUAAACUUUCACUGAGCAGUUAGACCUUGAAGAGCUGAGGCACUGUUUGAUUUUUAAACUGAACUACUUGGAGUGAAACUCCAAAGCAAAGUGUAAAGGAAUACUGAAAUACAUGUUACAUGUUGAUUGACGCUGGGUGGGUGGGUGGCUG
This is a messenger RNA of Anoplopoma fimbria (sablefish), 1765 nucleotides long. RefSeq names its product transmembrane p24 trafficking protein 2 (gene tmed2). The transcript has 4 exons. Gene Ontology annotation, cellular component: endoplasmic reticulum; Golgi apparatus; endoplasmic reticulum-Golgi intermediate compartment. Bases 164 to 769 code for a protein of 201 amino acids. Lineage: Eukaryota; Metazoa; Chordata; Actinopteri; Perciformes; Anoplopomatidae. Gene Ontology annotation, biological process: endoplasmic reticulum to Golgi vesicle-mediated transport; intracellular protein transport; Golgi organization. The record is from RefSeq and is a predicted model, not a curated record.